Acanthocheilonema viteae is the source of this 822-nucleotide messenger RNA. Lineage: Eukaryota; Metazoa; Nematoda; Chromadorea; Rhabditida; Onchocercidae. The record is from the annotation of a GenBank genome assembly.
AUGGUUUAUAUAAAAGGGAGUGCGAUGGGUUACCACAUUGUCCAAAUGAUCGUUGGCGAUGAUGGCUGGGGUGUGGACGGGGUGGGGGAUGCGGGUGGUACGGUGCUGGAAGGUGUUGGAAGAGGUUGUGAUGGUGACACGGUACCGCAGGAUUUGGUUAUUGUAGGUUUCGCAAGAGUGGUGGUGGUAUACGAUACCAUGGGUUUGUGGGUUGUUAUUGUGGGUGUUAGGAAAGGUUGUGUUGAUACGGUACCGCGGGUUGUGGUUGUAGACGUUAUAAGAGUUGUGACGGUGGUACGGUACAGCAGAUGUUAUAAGAGUUGUGACGGUGAUACGGUACCGCGGGUUCCGGUUGUUGUAGAUGUUAUAAGAGUCGUAACGGUGAUAGGGUGCCGCGAGGUUGUGGUUAUUGUAGAUGUUGAGGAGGUUGGGAUGGCACGAUUUGUCAACAAAAUGCCGCCAAAGCCAUCUGCUAAGGGAGCAAAGAAAGCUGCAAAGUCACAAAAAGUUCGUGGCAGUGAUAAGAAGCGAAAAUCUCGACGUAAAGAAUCGUACUCCGCAUACAUCUAUCGUGUCUUGAAGCAGGUUCAUCCCGAUACAGGCAUUUCUUCGAAGGCAAUGUCGAUCAUGAAUUCGUUUGUGAACGAUGUUUUUGAGCGUAUCGCAGCUGAAGCAAGUCGUUUAGCUCAAUAUAAUAAGCGUUCUACGAUUUCGUCACGUGAAAUUCAAACUGCUGUUCGACUCAUUUUACCUGGUGAACUGGCGAAGCACGCUGUAUCUGAGGGGACCAAGGCUGUUACCAAAUAUACUAGUUCGAAAUAG